Molecule: messenger RNA, 1518 nt
Organism: Telopea speciosissima
Lineage: Eukaryota; Viridiplantae; Streptophyta; Magnoliopsida; Proteales; Proteaceae
Product: pentatricopeptide repeat-containing protein At5g66520-like
Exons: 1
Coding region: 86-1462 (458 amino acids)
Biological process (GO): RNA modification
Molecular function (GO): protein binding; RNA binding
Source: RefSeq, a predicted model, not a curated record
CUGGCAUCAUGUUGAUUAUUGAAUGGUUUUAGAUGAUUACUUCAACAGUGAUGCACUCAAGUUCAAGCUCAAUAUUGAUGCGUAAAUGGCGUCGUCAUUGAUGCUAAGCCGAAAUAGAAAAGCACGAGCUCUGCUUGUCAUUUACUCUCGCAUAUCAGAGCCAAACAGCAGAUAUCAUAAUCUAUGCUGGUUCUCCAAACCCUUUAGUUCAUGGGCUUUGGCCAUAAGAAGAGCUUCCUCUCCUUACGAAGCCUUAAGAAUCUAUACCCAAAUGCAGCGCCAAUGCAUCCCAUUCGAUAGCCACUCUAUCUUGUUCACAUUGAAGUCUUGUACCCAUUUGCGGAACGUUUCUCUUAUCCGUCAUCUUCAUUCUCAUCUCCUCAAAAUCGGCUUCAAUUCUCAUGUCUAUGUUGCUACGUCUCUUCUGAAUUCGUAUGUUGUUGUUUCGUUCGAUGAUGCACGUUUGCUGUUCGAUGAAAUUCCUGAGAAAAACACUGUCACGUGGAAUACUAUGAUCACUGGUUAUUUUAGGUUGGGCAACGUUGAUAAAGCUCGUUUGGUCUUCGAAACUAUGCCUGAUAGAGACCUUGCGUCAUGGUCUGCCAUAAUCGCUGGGUACAUGCGCCUUGGCGACUGGGAACGAGGGAUGGCACUCUUUCGUGAAAUGAUGACAAAUGAGCCUUUUAAACCUGACCAAGUGACCUUAAGUUCGAUUUUAUCAGGUUGUGCCCAUAUGGGUUCUCUUGGGUUAUUGGUAGGCAAAUCAAUACAUGGUUUUACGAUGAAGAACGGGUGGGAGUUGAAUGUGUCGCUUGGGACAGUUCUGCUCGACAUGUAUGCAAAGUGUGGAUUUUUGAAGAGCACUUACCUGAUUUUCGAGAGGAUGGAGGAGAGGAAUGUCCUGUCUUGGAGUGCAAUGAUCUGUGGACUGGCCCAAAACGGACGUGCUGAAGAGGCUCUCUCUAUGUUUGAGAAGAUGAAAGAAGCUGGCAUCAGACCCAAUGAGAUCACCUUCACAGGGAUUCUUAGUGCAUGUACACAUGCUGGGUUGGUCGAUGAAGGCCGGAAAUAUUUCAAUAGUAUGGUUCAAGAGUAUGGCUUGGAACCAAGGAUUCAAAAUUAUGGGUGCAUGGUGGAUUUAUUAGGCAAAGCAGGGUUGUUAGAAGAAGCUUAUAAAGUCAUCAAGACAAUGAACCUUGAGCCCAAUAUCAUAGUGUGGAGUUCUUUCUUGGCAGGUUGUAAAUUGCAUAAGCAGUACUUUGAGAUGGCUGAGAAAAUGAUUGAACAGAUUUUGCAGGUUGUGAAGCCAGAGAAUGAUGGAGGGGUUUAUUCUCUAAUAUGUGAUAUAUAUGUUCUGAAUGAGAAAUGGGAUGAUGCGGAAAGGGUGAGGAAUUUGAUGAUUAAUCAAAAUGUGAAAAAGGUCCGAGGAUCAAGUUUCAUUAGAAGUGCAGCUGCAACAUAGGAUCUAAUCAGUUUUGUUUCCCAACAGAGUCAACUAAGGAUUUAUGAUUUUUCAAA